Molecule: messenger RNA, 303 nt
Organism: Rhagoletis zephyria (snowberry fruit fly)
Lineage: Eukaryota; Metazoa; Arthropoda; Insecta; Diptera; Tephritidae
Gene: mRpL34
Product: mitochondrial ribosomal protein L34
Biological process (GO): translation
Cellular component (GO): mitochondrial large ribosomal subunit; ribosome
Molecular function (GO): structural constituent of ribosome
Source: RefSeq, a predicted model, not a curated record
AUGUCAUUUUUGGGAUUAUUUAACAGGUCGUUCCUCGGAACUUUUAACUUGAUGCAAUCGGUAAUUGGUCGAGAGGCACAUGUUUUCAAUAGGGCUAUACUUAAAAGCAAGGUCCGCUGCCACUUCCCAAAGCCUCGAGAAGUUAAACGGAUAAAUGUUCAUGGAUGGCACCAACGCAUGUCGACACCAGAAGGACGGCGUGUGCUAAUGCGCCGAAUACUCAAAGGAAGACAUAUACUGUCUCAUUAAAUGUUCAUUAUGAAUUUAAAGUAGAAUUCAAAUACAUUCAAUUGUUACAGUUCA